Miniopterus natalensis is the source of this 1716-nucleotide messenger RNA. It is a transcript of the gene CCDC9B, whose product is annotated as coiled-coil domain containing 9B. The record is from RefSeq and is a predicted model, not a curated record. NCBI's taxonomy places the organism in Eukaryota, Metazoa, Chordata, Mammalia, Chiroptera, Miniopteridae.
AUGGGUGGGGGCAGUGGCCCAGGCGUUCCUGGCUGGGAGCCCAGAGGAGUCUUUUGUAAUCACAACAUGAUCUCGUGUGCUGAGCAGCGAAGCCGGCAGGGAGAGGCCGGCAGAGGCCUGGCUCCAGUGGCUCCAGCGUCCCUCCUGCUUUGGCUCCCCCGGGGCUGCUCUGGAAUUCUCUUCGUACCCGCUGUUGCCAUGCACUCAGCUGGGUCACAUGGGGCCGAGUCCCCGAUGAGUAGGCAGGAAGAGAAGGAUGCCGAGCUGGACCGGAGGAUUGUUGCUCUUCGCAAGAAGAACCAGGCCUUACUACGCAGGUACCAGGAGAUCCAGGAAGACCGUCGGCAGGCAGAGCAGGGGGGCAUGGCUGUGACCACGCCACCAGAGUUCCUCCCAUCUGAUAGCCUCACCGUCACCAUCAGCCAGGUUCCCGGGGGGAAGCGAGUGGUCAGCCGGAACUGGGCAAGGAGCACCCUUGGACCUGGAGCAGCAAAUGAGCUGCUUGAGGGUGAAGAGGCGGAGGACCACAUUGAUACUUUCUGCCUGGGGGAGCGGGUGGAGCUGGCCGUGACCAUGGAAAACAAAGCCGAGGCCAAGCGGAUCGUAAGUGAGAAGCCCACCAGAGCAAGGAACCAGGGGGCAGAAGGGUCACCUGGAGAGGGCUUGGGCCGGAGCUCCUUCAUGCAGAUGGCUGGCGGCUUGGAUUCUGCAGGGAAGGGUGCUCGGGAGCCCCGGAGUCCAGGCAGGGUCCCAGGCUCAGCUCCCCACCGGCCAGUGUGGGGGCCUCUAGAGGUGGGCUGGGACUAUGCCCAGUGGAAGCAGGAGCGGGAGCAGAUUGACCUGGCCCGUCUUGCCCGGCACAGAGAUGCACAGGGUGACUGGCGCCGCCCAUGGGACCUGGACAAAGCCAAGCCCACGCUACAGAACUCCAGCAAGCCUCUGGAAGAGGGCCCCGGCAGGGCAGGCAGCACCAGGGGUCACAGGAGCCACCUGAAGCUACAGCCCCCACCAUUGCCCCCUGAUGGCAAAGGUGGCACUACUCGGGGUGGGCCAUCUAGCAGACCCUCAGUGGCACCGGUCACACGCAGCAAAGCCCGAGGGACGGAGAGGCUGACUGGCAGGGCCCGCAGGUGGGAGACAAAGGAAGACAAGGAGGAGGCACAGAGCCAGGAGGGAAGUCAAAGCACCAACCAGACUCUGAAUGAGAAGGAAAACGCACAGACACAGAGCAGGAUGGAGCAGCAGGGCAGACCCCUGAGUGUCCUGGCAACCAGCCCAGCUCCAGCAUCCCCAGAGGGGCCAAAAGGGGAAUCAGGAACUUCAACAGCCAGUCCGGUCCCUGGCUCUCCACAAAACACUGACUUGGUUCCCCUUGACCUCUCUUUAGGAGGCACCAGUAGCCCCUGGCCUGGGAAGAGUGUGUGUGUGCUCAGUCCAAGGCCUGGGGCCCAGGAGAGUCCUGUGUCCCCAUCUGAUGGUUCCGAGCAGCCGCUGGGGUGGAAUGAUCCCCAGGCUGAGCAGGAAGUCCAGACAUGCUCCGAGCCACAAAGAGGAGCAGGGCCCCUAGAACCCAGAAAAGACAGGUCUGGCAAGGCUGGGGCCCAGCAAAGCCUGGCACCGAGAAGCAGGCCCCCCAGAGGAACUGGCCAAAGAGCGAGGGGCACAGGAGGUGUGAGGACCAGAAGAGGGGGCCCUGGCCCUGCAGGGAGAUGCUGA